AUGGUAUUAUAUUUUGAAAAUAAAAAUGAAUUCAAUUUCGAUUUUGAAACAACAAGUUUAGCUCAUUUAAAUAGAUAUCCUAAUCCAUAUGCAAAACAUGUAUUAUCUGUAGAUACUUUGGAUUCACAUAUCGAUACAAGAGGUCAGUUAAAUAUAACAAGAGUAAUUGUCAAAACUGGCAGAUUACCAAAUUUUAUUAAACCCUUCUUAGGUUCAACAAAUUUAAAUUCUUGGAUAAUUGAAAAAUUAAUCAUAAACCCUAAUACAAAAACAAUGAAAUCAUAUACUUCAAAUAUAGAUCAUAGAAGAUUUAUUCGAGUUGAAGAAUUUUUAAAUUUUAAACAAGAUAAUCAACUACCUAAUUUAGUUGAAUUAAAUGCAAAAGUUAAAUUUUCAUCAAAUUUAAUUGGUUUAAAGUCGAAAAUUGAAGAAUGGAGUCACAAGAGAUUCAGCAAAAAUAUUAAUAAUUCAAGAGAUGGUUUAACUUAUGUUAUGAAUAAGAUGAAGGAAAAAGGUAAAAAUUAUUUUAUUAACAAAUCAAUCCAGGUUUGA
Lodderomyces jiufengensis is the source of this 552-nucleotide messenger RNA. RefSeq lists its product as uncharacterized. Gene Ontology annotation, cellular component: mitochondrial intermembrane space. Gene Ontology annotation, biological process: phospholipid transport. The coding region runs from base 1 to 552 and encodes 183 amino acids. NCBI's taxonomy places the organism in Eukaryota, Fungi, Ascomycota, Pichiomycetes, Serinales, Debaryomycetaceae. The transcript has a single exon. Gene Ontology annotation, molecular function: phosphatidic acid transfer activity. The record is from RefSeq and is a predicted model, not a curated record.